AUGCCUCUACAUUUGGCGAUGUGCACGCUCUCCUCUAUCGUCAAUUUCUGGCCCAAUAGCCACAAAUUUUGUGUCUCUCCGCUUAUCGCGAAUGAACUCUAUGGUCAAGGUCUCUAUAUAUUAAAUUCUCUUCAUCUCAAAUACGGUCCAGUUGUCCGGAUUGCUCCUGGCGAAGUCUGCUUCACAUCGUACGAUGCGCUCAAAAAGAUCUACGGCUCACAAGGGAGCGGAUUUGAUGAGACGGAGUUCUACGAUCUCCUCACAGUGUUUGGCCUAAGAAAGCAUGCGAGACGCAGGCGACUUCUUUCAGACCGUUACGCUAAUAGCAAUAUUGUCAACCCAUCGUCUCUCAAUGGUAUUCGAAUCAAUGCGACUUCCUUCAUCGAGCGUUCCGGAACCUCGGCAAACGCUAGUGUUGACGUUUAUAUCAUGUGCUAA
Macroventuria anomochaeta is the source of this 438-nucleotide messenger RNA. RefSeq lists its product as uncharacterized. The transcript is spliced from 3 exons. The record is from RefSeq and is a predicted model, not a curated record. Gene Ontology annotation, molecular function: iron ion binding; oxidoreductase activity, acting on paired donors, with incorporation or reduction of molecular oxygen; heme binding. Bases 1 to 438 code for a protein of 145 amino acids. NCBI's taxonomy places the organism in Eukaryota, Fungi, Ascomycota, Dothideomycetes, Pleosporales, Didymellaceae.